GGGGGCGAACGACGCCGCGGCCUUCUCGGUGCGGAGGGAGAGCGCGGUGGACACCGCUCUCCAGGGGACUGCAGGCUAUGGCGGGGCGACGUCCACCCUGCGUCCCAGCAAGCGUACGGGAGCGUUCGUUCCCCUCCGCACCAAGGCGGCCUGAAGCCCCCUAGUCCUCGGCCCCCGCGCAAGCGACGCCGGGAAAUGCCCACAUCCGGGAAACCCGCGACUGAGUGCGGCGGCGGCGACGGGGAGCGGAAGGCAAAAUGGCGGCGGCGGCGGCCUGCUGCUGAGGGGAGAGCCAGGUCCCCGCGACCCUCACGACGGGCCGCGCUGGCCGGCCGCAGCCCCUCCCCCCGGCGUGUGCCCCCGUCCUGCCCCAUCCCGAGCCCCGAAGGACCGCUGGGGCCCCGGGGACGGGCUCCAGCCGCUGCGGCGCCGGCCCUCGGGUCCGUGGCCGCUGUCCAGGAGCCCCGCUCUCCCCUGCAGGUUAUUUAGAUUGUGAAGAAUUUUAACAUUCCUAGGAACGUCACCAAAAGAAUCAUUUUCAUUUUUGAUCAAGAGGAACCUCUGAAUCUGUCACCUCACUCUUAAAGAAGUCCUUUUUGUGGGUCCAUAGAUAGAUGCUUUAAUGAAGAGGAGUGAAAAGCCGGAAGGAUAUAGACAGAUGAGGCCUAAGACCUUUCCUGCCAGUAACUACACUGGCAGCAGCCGGCAAAUGUUGCAAGAGAUUCGAGAAUCCCUUAGGAAUUUAUCCAAGCCAUCUGAUGCUGCCAAAGUGGAGCAUAAUGUGAGCAAAAUACCAACCGAAGACCCUCGGCAAGUGAGAAACCCACCUAAAUUUGGAACACAUCAUAAAGCCUUACAAGAAAUUCGAAACUCUCUAUUACCAUUUGCAAAUGAAGCAAGUUCUUCUUCCCGAAGUACUUCAGAAGUUAACCCACAAAUGUUUCAGGAUUUGCAGGCUGCUGGCUUUGAUGAGGAUAUGGUUAUCCAAGCUCUUCAGAAAACUAAUAACAGAAGUAUAGAAGCAGCUGUUGAAUUCAUUAGUAAAAUGAGUUAUCAAGAUCCUCGUCGAGAGCAGAUGGCUGCAGCAGCUGCCCGACCUAUUAAUGCCAGCAUGAAGCCAGGAAAUGUGCAACAGUCAAUUAACCGCAAACAAAGCUGGAAAGGUUCUAAAGAGUCCUUAGUUCCUCAGAGACAUGGCCCACCUCUAGGAGAAAGUGUGACUUACCAUUCUGAAAGUCCCAACUCACAAACAGAUGUAGGAAGACCUUUGUCUGGAUCCAGUAUUACAGCAUUUUCUCAAGCUCACCCAAGCAACGGACAGAGAGUGAACCCACCACCACCACCUCAAGUAAGGAGUGUCACUCCUCCACCUCCUCCAAGAGGACAAACUCCCCCUCCACGAGGCACAACUCCACCUCCCCCCUCAUGGGAACCAAACUCUCAGACAAAGCGCUAUUCUGGGAGCAUGGAGUAUGUAAUCUCUCGCAUCUCUCCUGUUCCACCUGGGGCAUGGCAGGAGGGCUAUCCUCCACCACCUCUUAACUCUUCCUCUAUGAAUCCUCCUAACCAGGGACAGAGAAGCAUUAAUUCUGUCCCUCUUGGCAGACAACCAAUUAUCAUGCAGAGCACUAAUAAAUUUAACUUUCCACCAGGGAGACCUGGAAUUCAGAAUGGUGGUGGUCAAACUGAUUUUAUCAUGCACCAAAAUGUUGUUCCUGCUAGUGCUGUGAAUCGGCAGCCACCACCUCCUUAUCCUCUGACCCCAACUAAUGGACAGAACUCUUCUUUACAAACUGGGGGAUCUCCUGCUCCUUCAUCAUACACAAAUGGAAAUAUUCCUCAAUCGAUGAUGGUGCCAAACAGAAAUAGUCAUAACAUGGAACUUUAUAAUAUUAGUGUACCUGGACUGCAAACAACUUGGCCUCAGUCAUCUUCCGCUCCUGCCCAAUCAUCCCCAAGCAGUGGGCAUGAAAUUCCUACAUGGCAAUCUAACGUACCAGUGAGGUCAAAUUCUUUUAAUAACCCAUUAGGAAAUAGAACAAGUCACUCUGCUAAUUCUCAGCCAUCAGCUACUACCGUCACUGCAAUCACACCAGCUCCUAUUCAACAGCCUGUGAAAAGCAUGCGUGUAUUAAAACCAGAACUACAGACUGCUUUAGCACCUACCCACCCUUCUUGGAUACCACAGCCAAUUCAAACUGUUCAACCUAAUCCUUUUUCUGAGGGUACCACUUCAAAUGUAACUGUUAUUCCUCCUGUUGCUGAAGCCCCAAACUAUCAAGGCCCACCACCACCUUAUCCGAAACAUCUACUACACCAAAACCCAUCUGUUCCUCCAUAUGAGUCAAUAAGUAAAUCUUGCAAAGAGGAUCAGCCUAGCUUACCCAAGGAAGAUGAGGGUGAAAAAAGUUUGGAAACCGUUGAUAGUGGGGAUAAAGAAAAAAAACAGAUUACAACUUCACCUAUCACCGUUAGGAAAAAUAAGAAAGACGAAGAGCGAAGGGAAUCUCGUAUUCAGAGUUAUUCUCCUCAAGCAUUUAAAUUCUUUAUGGAGCAACAUGUAGAAAAUGUCCUGAAAUCUCAUCAGCAACGUCUGCAUCGGAAAAAACAAUUAGAGAAUGAAAUGAUGCGGGUUGGAUUAUCUCAAGAUGCCCAGGAUCAAAUGAGAAAGAUGCUUUGCCAAAAAGAAUCUAACUAUAUUCGUCUUAAAAGGGCUAAAAUGGACAAGUCUAUGUUUGUGAAGAUAAAGACACUAGGAAUAGGAGCAUUUGGUGAAGUCUGUCUUGCAAGAAAAGUUGAUACUAAAGCUUUGUAUGCAACAAAAACUCUUCGAAAGAAAGAUGUUCUGCUCCGAAAUCAAGUUGCUCAUGUUAAAGCUGAGAGGGAUAUCCUGGCCGAAGCCGACAAUGAAUGGGUGGUUCGCUUAUAUUAUUCAUUCCAAGAUAAGGAUAAUUUAUACUUUGUAAUGGACUACAUUCCUGGGGGUGAUAUGAUGAGCCUAUUAAUUAGAAUGGGCAUUUUUCCAGAAAAUCUGGCACGAUUCUACAUAGCAGAACUUACCUGUGCAGUCGAAAGUGUUCAUAAAAUGGGUUUUAUUCAUAGAGAUAUUAAACCUGAUAACAUUUUGAUUGAUCGUGAUGGUCAUAUUAAAUUGACUGACUUUGGUCUGUGCACCGGAUUCAGAUGGACCCAUGAUUCCAAGUAUUAUCAGAGUGGUGAUCAUCCCCGGCAAGAUAGCAUGGAUUUCAGUAAUGAAUGGGGUGAUCCCUCGAAUUGUCGAUGUGGAGAUAGACUAAAGCCACUGGAGCGGAGAGCUGCACGCCAGCACCAGCGAUGUCUAGCACACUCUUUGGUUGGGACUCCCAAUUAUAUUGCACCUGAAGUGUUACUGCGGACAGGAUAUACACAGUUAUGUGAUUGGUGGAGUGUUGGUGUGAUUCUUUUUGAAAUGUUGGUGGGACAGCCUCCAUUCUUGGCACAAACACCAUUAGAAACACAAAUGAAGGUUAUCAACUGGCAAACUUCUCUUCACAUUCCACCACAAGCUAAACUGAGUCCUGAAGCCUCUGAUCUGAUUAUCAAACUUUGCCGAGGACCAGAAGAUCGCUUAGGCAAGAAUGGUGCUGAUGAAAUCAAGGCUCAUCCAUUUUUUAAAACCAUUGAUUUCUCCAGUGAUCUGAGACAGCAGUCUGCUUCAUACAUUCCUAAAAUCACGCACCCAACAGAUACAUCAAAUUUUGACCCUGUUGAUCCUGAUAAGUUGUGGAGUGAUGAUAAUGAGGAAGAAAAUGUAAAUGACACUCUCAAUGGAUGGUAUAAAAAUGGAAAACAUCCUGAACAUGCUUUCUAUGAAUUUACUUUUCGGAGGUUUUUUGAUGACAAUGGCUACCCAUAUAAUUAUCCAAAGCCUAUAGAAUAUGAAUAUGUUAAUUCACAAGAUUCAGAGCAACAGUUGGAUGAAGAUGAUCAACAUACAGGCUCUGAUAUCAAAAAUCGUGAUCUAGUAUAUGUUUAAUAGACUAGGACGUAACAGUAAGAAUUUGCAAAAAAGGCCUGACAUGCAAGGUUUUUGAGAUUUUGAGAAUAAGGUUAUGCAAAUGUGACAGAGCUUCGUAUGUAUGCUCUGUGUAUAUUUUAUUUUCCUAAAUUAUGGGAAAUCCUUUUAAAAAUGUUAAUUUAUUCCACCUUUUUAAAUCAGUAAUUUAGAAUAAAUUGUUAUAAGUAAAUUAUGAACUGAAUAUUACAGUCAGUUCUUGGUACUUAAAGUACUUAAAAAAAUAGUGCUCUGUUUUAAAAAGAGAAACCUGGUAUCUAUUUGUAUAUAUGCUAAAUAAUUUUUAAAAUUCAAGAGUUUUUGAAAGACAGUUUUAGUUUUAUCUUGCUUUGACCAAAUAUGAAACAUACCCAUUAUUUCCCUUGGCUUUGGUUCAAAAUAAGCUAAAGAAAGUAAGCCAUCAUUUUUAGAAAGUAUUCUUAGGCUCAUGAUAGUCUGUGCAAGUCAUAUCCUGGAACCAGGAAAUAGAGUGGAAACAAUGUGUUCUUUAGAAUGAAAAGUAGUUCAGUUUACCCCCUCUCCUCCAUAGGAGUAUUUAAUCUAGCAUUUUCUCUCAUUACCGGCUUUAAAAGAAGCCAGAGCACUAUCAGUUUUGUUUUCAUAUUGAUAUUAAUGCUGCUUCCAGUUUUAAAAGGGAACAAAGUUGCCAUAGUCAGAAUUUCAAAUACUGGAAACUAAGGUCUUUAACAUUUUUUACCUUGAAGUUAGAAAAAAAAUUACAUCUCUCCUAAGCAAAGAAACUAUUUUCAGUUUAUAAAGGUUUGAUUAGAACUUUUCUGCUUCAACUUACUAAGAAAGUACUUUUCCUAGGGGACUGUGGAUGUAGCUCAAUGAUAGAGCACUUACCUAAGAUACAUGAAGUCCUGGGUUCAGUCCCCAGCACCCCUCCUCCCCAAAAUAAGUACCUUUGCUGUACAGUGAUCAAUCUUAAGUCAUCAAAUAUAUAGAUUUUUUUUCUUUUAGAAUAGUUCAACAAAUUGUUGGCAAAGGAAAAUAUAGCUAUUUGGUAAUAUACCUAACAGUAGGUUAAUUGGUUUAAGAAAUUAUUAAUUAGCUCUUAAUUGUCAUGGCCAUUCCUAAUUAGAAAAAAUUAUAUAGUAGUGUAGAGAAUUGAGGAUCUCUUAAAUAAGAUUCAUAUGCCAAUUUAUAUAUUGUGUAGGUUCUACAGAAGAAUUGUUCCAUACCAAAAUGCAUAACAGUCUUAAUAUCUUUUAAGGAGGAGAAUCAGACUCUAUUCUGACCUUAGUAAAGUUUGUAUCUUAUUUCCUUAAGAUUUAUUGGCAUGAAAUUGUUUAAAGCUAAUGUUUAAAACCAUAUGCAUAGUAAAAUAAAAAGCAAAGCUGUUUGGUUAAAUUGGAAGAAGGAAAAAUAUUAGUUCACACAUCUGUGUUUAGCUUGAAAACUGUUGCAGUGUAAAGGUGGGCCUUAGGGGUCACUGGUUCUUCUGAGAAUCUAAUGAAGGCUUUGUGAACUCUGGCCCUAGGACAAAAACGCAUAGCAGCACAUACAGAGAAAGUGUGACUUGCAGUUUGAAUAGACUCUGGACAUGAUGAAACAUGUCACAGACUGCAGGUUAAAGACCUCUAUCCUAUAAGAAAAUUGAUAUACUAAACUGAAGAAAUUUUCUUUUAAUACAGUACUUAGAUGAGCACAUUUAAAAUGUACACAUGAUGAUAAUGUUAUGGGGGAAAGGUCUGUAGUAUGUGAAAUAAUGACCUGAUGAAUGCUGGUACAACAGUGGAAGGUUUUAAACACCAUUUUUAGGGCACUGAAUUGUUUGGUGUUUCUGAAAUAUUUUGAAUCAGAAUUAUAAGAAAAUGUACUGUCACCAAACAUGAAGUCUUUACUUCAUGAAAGUUUGAAUAGUCCUGUAAAAUCCUGUGCAAAACACGUUUGAGAAUAUUUAACUUGGUAUUCAUAAGUAACUCUCUUGUUCUGUGAGCUUUUCCACUCAGAUUUAAAUUUUCAUGUAGUGGUUUUACUGCUGGACUAUGGUGCAAUACAGUAGAAAACCAACUUCGUUACAUUUACACCACAGGAAAACUAAGGUGCUCCCUCUUCCCCACAAAAAUCACUUCUCUUCAAAUGAAAAACACUACAAAUUUUGUAUCCUUUUAAAAUUUCUGCUUGACAGGAUAAGCUUUUUUUGUUUUUCUGAAGCAGUAUGCAAGCCUUUAUUGUCUGCAGUUUUAGCGUUCUGGAUGUUCAUAUGGGCUGUUUUAUUCCCUGAGCUCUUUCAGCGUAGAAUCUGGUGCUUCCUGACCAAAAGUGAGAACAACAUAAAAAAUGUGGAUACUCUCAGUUGAAAUGGAGUAAAAACAUUGGUUCUGCAUGUUUUCUUUUAAAACAAAACAAACUCGCUCUUUUUUAUACUUGCCCCUUUAAUACAUAUUACUAGUAUUUAUAAAAUGUGACUUGUAAUUAUGUAAUUGUAGAUACUGUUAUGUACUGUUCAGUGACAUCCUAAGGCAGGCCCUGUUGCUGUAUCUUUUCUACAUUCCUGUUUUAAAUAGAAACUAGAAUGUAUGACUAAGAAGUCACUUUGAGACUGACUUUUCAGUCAUCACCUUCUGCUGUUGCAAAGUGCACAACUGUGAGUGGAGUAGUUUAUUCUGACUUAAUAUGUUAGGAAUUAGAGAUACAGUGGGAGGACUUUUUAGAUAUUGCUGCUGCUGUUACCCAAGGUACUUUAGAAAUUUUUCUUUAAUAAACAAAAAGCCCUUUGAUAUUUAAAGUAAAACAUUUAGCCUGUUUGUUUUAAUCUAAAACAAAAAGUAAUUUGGGUCAACAUAUUGGUAUAUUUGUAAAGCGCCUUAAUAUAUCCCUUUGUGGAAGGCACGUCCCAGUUUACUUUUAUAUUGUAUUGUAUAUAUAAGUAUUUUGUAUUAAAAUGGAAUCAAUGACAACACUACAGUUUUAUAAAGUAAUGCUUUGCUAGAAAAAAAAUUACAGCUUUGCAGUAUAGCAGUUUUUGCAUAUUUCUGAAUGUAAUAGAACAAAUAAUCAGCCUGUGUUUUUAAUGAAUCUAUUUGUAUUUUCCCAAUCAUUUCCUCUAGUGUAACAUUUGCUGGGAUAAUUAAAAAAAAAAUCCAAAUCUUUCAA
Molecule: messenger RNA, 7156 nt
Organism: Nannospalax galili (Upper Galilee mountains blind mole rat)
Lineage: Eukaryota; Metazoa; Chordata; Mammalia; Rodentia; Spalacidae
Gene: Lats1
Product: large tumor suppressor kinase 1
Exons: 8
Coding region: 623-4015 (1130 amino acids)
Biological process (GO): G1/S transition of mitotic cell cycle; regulation of organ growth; hippo signaling
Cellular component (GO): spindle pole
Molecular function (GO): protein binding; protein serine/threonine kinase activity; ATP binding
Source: RefSeq, a predicted model, not a curated record